Molecule: messenger RNA, 3067 nt
Organism: Physella acuta
Lineage: Eukaryota; Metazoa; Mollusca; Gastropoda; Physidae
Source: RefSeq, a predicted model, not a curated record
UUAACAGGGCUAAAGUUUUGUUAAUUGUUCUACUCAGUAGUGUCAAAAAUAGACAUUCAUCAGUCGAACUCUUUCCAUGUCUUUAAAAACAUUUACCUUAAGUAACUAAACCCAGUAUUUUUUUUUUCCAAAGUUCUUUUAAAAUGACAAAGUUCGAAUCGGGUGACUAAUCAGUCUAACAUCCGGAAUGUAUUGAAGCAUGCGAAUGUCAAAGGGUAACACUAAAACAGAAAAAUGUGAACUAGUGUUCGUAUCUUAUUAAAAUAUAAUUAACUUAUAAGGCAAUCAACGUAGGAGAGAAAAAAAGAUCACGUAUUUGAUAUGUGUGGUUUGGCCGGGACUCACUCAUAAAAAUCCGGAUUGAAAAACACAAUAUUUCAUAAUCUUCAGUGGGGAAAGACAACAUGGCCGCUCUAAGCCUCAGCUUGCUGUUGACAUUGAGCACAUGUAGCCUAGUACUUGCAGCGACUGACACAUCCAAGUUUAAGAUCACAAGCACGUUCGUUGAGAGACUGUUCAAGAUGAUCUCAGAAGAUCAGAUUCAGACCGAGGUUCCUUACAUUCCAUUCAGACAAUGGCAUCGCGCCAAGGGCGUAUACACUAGUGGGGUCAAGAUCAACUUUAACGGCCCUCUGGACAUGACAGAGGCGCGCCGGCUCCUGUCUGUCUUCGACAACAACAUGUUUGUCACUGCCUGGGUCACUACCUCCCUGCUCGAGGCCUUCAAGUAUGGCGACGCUCCGAAACUUUCCGACGCUCAGAUGGAGCUGUCUUUGAACGUGUUCCAAAACUACCACGACAAGAACAAGCCAUACAACACGUCCACCAUGUCCUUCUGGCCCCAGGUCUACAACCAAACGCUCAAAGUCUGGCAGUGUACUCCAGAAAACCUGGUGGGCGCAUUUCAGAUGGUAGACGAAGUACCCCUGAAUUUGCUAGAAGCGUUUCUCAAAGUUUUGGGGCUGAGUAACCUGGCCAAAGAUAUAGAUGCUAUUAUAAGUGAAAAGACAGAUUUCCUGAUGGCAUUCCACAUCCCGCCAGACUUUGACGACACAUUCGUCAACCUGGGUCUCGGGUCAUUGCUGUACCAGAUGAGGGACCAGUUCCAGACUGGCUGGCAGCUGUGGAGUUCCCAGAACACCAACAUCACUUCCGCAUUCGACGCCUUAAAGAAAUACGCCUAUAGACCUUUCUCUAGUGAUCCCAAUCAAAACACAAUCGACCCCAGGACAUAUUUGUACAUUAGGAAAUUUUUGGACCAGGCUGAGUCUGAAGGCAAAGACGUGGCACUGGUACCAACAUGGAUCCAGUCCAUUGAGGAAAUGCGGACCAUGUUCUACCAGGGGGUCAGCAUGCCCUUCCAGAUCAACAACGUUGACGUCACGGUAUCAGCCAACACCAUCUACGGCAUGACGUCAUCCAUACUCUCCGGCCUGGUCAGUCCAGAUGUUUUAAGAGAUCCGGAGCUAGAGCAAAUCUACCUGAACACGUCAUCCCUGAUCACAUUCGAGGUGAGAAACAACCUGACCGACCGACCUGAUCUGGCCUUGACCUACUACCCUUCACAGAUCGAGUUCUACUGGUUCGUGGCCCGGACACUGACGGAACUGGAAACAGCGAAACGAAAGGGGACACUUCCUGUUCCGUCGAUGGACACAGUGUAUGAGAUGUUUAAAACAGUGGCUGAGAAUGAAAUGACAAAACAGAUUUUAUCUAAAGCGAGAGCGGAGCCGACGGAGAAAGUUUAUUUCGACGAUUUUCUCGGAGAUGGGGACUAUAACCACAGGAACGAGUCUAUAAUUCACGCCGAGGACAGAAUUUUUACAACAGCAAUGGCGGCCAACGCCUUGAUGUACACGUGGAGUGUUUAUGAUGAGAAAACAAAAACAUCCCAUUGGAAAAGCGACUUACCCCCACAAGUCCUAACGACCAUCACCGGAUGUAUCAACUGGCUGGUUGAACACACCACUGAUGGAAAGUACGAACCUUGGAACGCUUUCUUCUCCGGGUCUGGCAAAGGCUAUGCUUCCAUGCCGUUCUGGUACCCCGCUAACAGACUCGAGUACCUCAACGGGACGGCCAUCGACGAUUGGACCAACUUCCCCAACUCCACUUUCUUGUACGGGGUCCAGGGCUACAUCCCCACCGACAGAUACGACGCCAUGUUGAACCAGACCCACUUUGGUCAACCGACUCCUGUGACUUUCAACGGGUUCAAUGACCCGUCUGGGUUCUUUCCUUUUUGGUCGUCAGCACCUUACACGUAUUCUACAACAUUACUAGCUGUGUCCAGGUUUAGCAAUAUUGUUGGUUAAUUUUUUUUUAAAUUUGACUUGUACUCAUUUGAUGAUGUUCACGUUUAGCGAUAAUGUUUUCUUUUCGGUUCAACUUUUAAAAUAAGUUUAUUGUGUCCAGGUAUACAAUAUUAUUGGCCAGAGUAAAAAAAAUUAUUUCGCAUGCAUUGAGUUGAAUAUGACCAAAUUUACAAUGAUGUUUGUGAAAUGUAUUUCUAAAAUAUUUGAUUUAGUCCCAACACUUGAAAAGAACAGGAUGAAUGUGUCCAAAUGUAGCAGUAUUAUUGUCUAAAUAAUUUUAUUUUAUUUUGGAUCAAGUUUGUUUACACUUUUUUCAUCUGAUCUAUUUAACUAACCAUUGAAUGAAACGUUAUAUUUUGUUUCAAAUGUAUCGUGAGAUAUCUAAGCGAUAAAAAAUAAGAAACUCCAGAUUGUAAAGGAUAUAUAUAGAUUGAUGCGUUUAUUGAAACAACACCUAUAAUCAAUACUAUUACAAUAACUGUGAUACUUCUAAAUAUUCUUUUUAUACUUAGUAGUCUUAGAGGUUUUCUAUCAAUGGUCUAUAAACUAAACCUUUAAAAAUGUUUCUAACUCCCUUGUUACUGUUAUCAGGACUACUUUUAAACAUUUUAUCUGGAAAGGAGGGGUGAGGGGGGAAACUUUCAAGUGUUGAGGGGUGGAGGGGUGCACGAUGAUUAAAGAAUAUAUUUUUAACAGAAAUUAUGUAAUUCUUCAUUUUGUCGUUGGAGGAAGGGGCGGGGAAAAGGAGACGU